UCCAUAUAUUGUCAUCCCAAAGGCACUUAUGUACAGCACAAGAAAAGCAAGCUGGAAUGUAAAACGUUGAGCAGUUUUGCAUUCCACAAAGCCAAACGGCAUGCAGGUUGAAGUAACAAGGAGAGCACAGGUUAACAUGGAGCAAAAGCGGCCAACCAUCGCCGGCGAUGAAGAAAUGGCGGCGGAGAAACCGUUAAAACCGACACUCCAGAAACCACCGGGGUUCCGUGAUCAAGAGAAUCCACCAGCUCCGCCGUCUGGAACGGCAACGCUUCCUCGUCGCCGUCCGAGACCUAUCCAUCCAGCUUCACUCUACCCGGAGAAGAAACGGCGGUGGAGCCCGUGCCGCGUUUUCUGCUGCUGUCUCUGUAUCUUCGUCGCCGUGAUUCUCCUCCUCCUCCUCAUCGCCGUCGCUGUUUUCUUCCUUUGGUACAGCCCGAAACUUCCCGUGGUCCGCCUGGCCUCUUUCAAAAUUAGCAAUUUCAACUUUUCCGAAGGAAACCCCGACGACGGAUGGUCGUUUUUGACGGCGGAUGCGACGGCCAUGCUCGACUUCAGGAACCCAAACGGAAAGCUUGGGCUUUACUACGGAGAUGCUGACGUGGCUGUGAUCCUCGGAGAGAAAGACUUUGAGACCAAUCUAGGGUCAACGAAAGUCAAAGGCUUUAUUGAGAAGCCAGGGAAUCGGACGGCCGUGAUCAUCCCAACGAGGGUGAGGAAACGACAGGUGGAUGAUCCGACGGCGAAGAGACUGCGGGCAGAGCUGAAGAGUAAGAAGUUGUUGGUGAAGGUGACAGCUAAAACGAAGGUUGGAUUGGCUGUGGGCAGUCGCAGGAUUGUUACUGUGGGAGUUAGUGUCAGAUGCGGAGCCGUUAGAUUACAAACGCUUGAUUCGCAAAUGGCCAAAUGCACCAUCAAAUUGCUGAAAUGGAUAAAAUUGCGCUCAUGAGAAACGGCGUUGAUUUGUACUGUACGUGUCAAAUGUAUUCUUCAGCCAUAUUUCUAAUUUUUCUACCGGAUUCACUAUAAAGAUAUAUGUUAUACAAUACACACACACAUGAUCGUUGUUAGCUGUUUGUUCUAUGUUUUUGGCAUUUACAUUACCAAAUUGUUAUUUUCUUUUGUUUGGUUUAAGUUCCAAAUUGUUCAAUCAAGGUGUGAUUGUCUCGAUGAAGACAAGGCUGUUAUGCGCGUUUGUUAAAAAAAACUGAUUUAAUCAAAAUAUGAAGGCAAGAAACCGCUUGCUCUUGUUCGAUAUAAUUGCC
Thlaspi arvense is the source of this 1265-nucleotide messenger RNA. NCBI's taxonomy places the organism in Eukaryota, Viridiplantae, Streptophyta, Magnoliopsida, Brassicales, Brassicaceae. The record is from the annotation of a GenBank genome assembly.